GAACUUUUUUUCUCUCGAUUUUAAGCUGCUUUGAAAAACUUUAAAUUUACAUUUCUUUUGACUCGGCAUGACAUUUGUUGGAGACCGUAUUAUCUUUUGUGAUGCUGCUGACAUAUUCGCUCUAAUGAGUCCACAGAAACAACGUGAAACACCUCAUCGGCAGACUCACCUUGGUCACACAAGAAGUGAACUACUAAUCUUGCUUUCAUCGGUAUAUCCUAGCUGGGUCGUGUGCACCAUAUCAUUGUUAGAUACAAAUAUAUCGGCACCAUAGGCGGGCUAAGAUAUUAGAUAACCCAAUAAUUAAGACAACAAAUUGCAUGCAUCUAUUUCUUUUCCAUAAUUUGAUUUAAAAUAAAUCAGCAAGAAGAUAAAAGCUCUUGGCAGUUUGAUAAACAUAACGCGUUAAUUUGUUAGGGUAGACGAAUGUUAGGUUGACACGACCGUAGGCCUUUAACAUUUAUCAAAGAUUUAACGCUCGAUGCACGUGAAGAAUAACACUUUAAUCUUAAACAUCCUGACGAUAAUAUUUUAGAAGUGACUAUGAAUUUAUUGAAGUUUCUCCACCCAUUACAAUAUGAGGCCUACAUUGAUAUCAUAUUGAGAAGAUAAACCGGCUUUAUUACUUGCAGAUAUUUCACCACAUUCUUGCUCUAUCAUAUUUAAUGUCACAGUACAGAUUCCGCCCUGGAAGGUAUAAAUCUUUCAUAUGCACAUAUGAUUUCAUAUAGAUCCGCGUUCAGACUCUUAAAAGCGUUUUUGAGGAUAUUUUUUACACUGUUCAGACUACGUUUUGUGCGACCACAUGCUCAUUUUGUCGAUUUCCAAUUCUAUGAAAUUAUGUUCAGCCGACUUGAGGUAAAGGUAUACGGCGUGGAUCUGGUGGACAUUGUAACAGGUAAAGCUUAUCAAAAUGAAAUUAUCCACCUACAUACAUGUAUUUCUAUGUCAUCCAUUAUUCCUGAAUUAUCCCUGUAGUUUGUCUUGUUUAUUCUUCCAAAACUGUGUAAAUAAUACAUCGUAAAAUCUAAAUAUUUUCCCAACUUGCAAAUAUUAAUGGUACAUUAGCUUUACAAACAUAUAAUACUCUAAAUACAUGUAAUUUGUAUAUCUACAUGCAUCUUGACGUUGUGUGAAUCAUAAUGACAAUCGCAGCCAAACCUUAAUAGUCGCCAUCCAAUUCACAGUGUGAUGUCGGUGAUUCUUAUGGAUAUUUCUAUAGGAAAACAAGACAAAUGCAGAACACAAAGGACAGAUUUAAAAAACAGAGUGCAAGAUUCAAAGUUACAAGUUGCGUGAACGUGAAUGACAGUGAAACAUAUUUUUUGCAGUGGGAAGACAUUUAAAGUUCUAAAUGAUACACGGUUCGUUUAUAUAGAUGAAUUAAGCUACAAAUAAGUAUCAAUGUUUCAUCUUUCUCCAUUGAAUAAAGACAUAAAUGAAAGUAGAUUGGAACAUUCUCUUACCAUGAAGGAAUACAGACGCCCGUCGCUGUCCGUUAUUGACGAAACCAACAACAACGACGGGGAGAAAUCCAUUCUACUGCCAUCAAUAACUGUGACAAAUUGUGAGGAUGUGCAGCCACUCAGUGAUGACGAAGUAUCGUCUGUUACGUCAUCCAGGAGUGGAAGUGAAACUGAUUUGGCUCAUUUAAAAGUGACUGCCACGAGACUUCGAUUAGCCACUAGAAGGUCGAGUAUAGUGGAAUGGAAAGAACAAUAUCUUGAAAGACCUCGACGGAGAUCAAAACCCGAUUUAAAAGUGGAUUUUGAUCAAAAUAAGAAUGACAUUUUAACCGAGGAUAGGAAAGAUAGAAUAAAUGAAGCUUUGGUGUGGAUAAAAGACGAAUUGCAAGCGAUGAGAAUACAGGACCAGACAUUAGCUAGAACACUUUUGUCUUUACGUCAGGAUAUCCAUCAGCUUAAACUAAAUCGGAGUUGUCAAGAGCACAGAGAAAUGCUGGAUGGUGUUACAAAAGAUAUGGAAGAAAUACAACAACUUAAAGACAUAAGCGACCUUCAUGUGGAUACGGUGGAAAAUCCUCUGAAACACUUAGGGGUUACGUCAUACAAUUUAACUGCCAGACGUUUCUCAACAUGUUGAAUUAAUAAUGUUUUUGUGUUGAAUUAGAAAUUGUUUUGUACAUUAAUGACGCGUAUCGUUGAUUUGUAUUUUUAUAAGCUAAUGGAAAGUGUAUGUUGAAACGGGACACCUGCAAUAACUACAGUACUAAAACUGUAAAACGAUUAGUGAAAAUACCCAUGAAAUCCUUACGAUCACGAUUGUUCAUGGUCAAAUAAAUACAUUUAUGUUAAAA
Molecule: messenger RNA, 2317 nt
Organism: Ostrea edulis (European flat oyster)
Lineage: Eukaryota; Metazoa; Mollusca; Bivalvia; Ostreida; Ostreidae
Product: protein FAM167A-like
Exons: 3
Coding region: 1405-2103 (232 amino acids)
Source: RefSeq, a predicted model, not a curated record